CACCUCGGUCAUGGAGGGAGGCGUUGUCGCUGGUCCGGAUGUUGGGCACACACCCAACCAAUAACGGGCGGCCCACCGGACCUUGGCUAGACUCUUGUUACCCAGCCCGGCUUUGUUUCACCAGGAAACGGAUUAUCAGCUUACGAACCGUCUCAACAUAUUAAACCCGCACCAAGAGUAGUGUGCACCCACGGACAAUCGUUGCUAACCAUGCCAUAGUAGUAGCUCCUCGUCACCUUCCAACUUAUAGUUUCUUGUUCCUAUCCGUCCGUACUCCUGGGAGAUCCAGGACGCGGCGCCCUCCAGGCUCGCGGCGUCACCACGCAAUUUCGACGCUUCCUCGGGACCGACCCGCGAACUUGCUAGCUGAACUGCCGUCCAAUCGCAGCCAUGAGUUCCAACACUUUCACGCAGGAAGGUGCUGAGGCAACACGUGCCGACCGAGGCCCCGAGGCCAUCCCGGCUACUACAGACUUCCUUCACAUGCCGGCUGUGCGCGCCGCCCUACCAUUCAUCAACGGUGGCCUCUCCGGCAUGGUCGCCACUACCGUCAUCCAACCGGUCGACAUGGUGAAAGUCCGGUUACAGCUCGCUGGAGAGGGCAUCUCCUCGGGGCCGAAGCCAACCGCCCUCUCUAUCACGCGGGGGAUCCUGGCCGAAGGGAAGGUCCUCGACCUCUAUACUGGGCUGUCCGCUGGCCUCCUCCGCCAGGGCGUCUAUACAACUGCGCGCCUCGGCAUAUUCGACACCAUCAUGGGACGCCUCACGACGCGCGCCCGGGAAAAUAACACCCGUGUCAGCUUCGCCGAGCGUGCGGGCGCUGGUCUGGCGGCCGGUGGCAUCGCCGCUUUCAUAGGCAACCCGGCAGACCUGGCCCUCGUACGGAUGCAGGCAGACGGUCUCAAGCCGCUCGCCGAACGCCAAAAUUACAAGUCUGUCGCCGACGCCCUAACCUCGAUCGUGCGUUCCGAGGGCGUACGCGCCCUGUGGGCCGGGGCAACGCCGACUGUCGCGCGCGCGAUGGCGCUGAAUCUGGGCCAACUGGCGUGCUUUUCGGAGGCCAAGGCACAGCUGCGCACGCGUACGGACUGGUCGCCUCGCGGGCAGACGCUAGCCGCCAGUGCUAUUGCCGGCUUCUUCGCCUCCUUCCUUAGCCUGCCCUUUGACUUCGUUAAAACCCGGCUACAGAAGCAGCAGCGCGGGCCGGACGGCCGACUCCCUUACCGUGGUAUGGCCGACUGCUUCGCCACCGUCGCCCGCCAGGAGGGGCUGACGCGGUUUUACCGCGGCUUCGGCACAUACUACGUGCGCAUCGCGCCGCACGCCAUGGUAACCCUGAUCGUGGUCGACUACCUCGGCUGGCUGACAAAGUAAACGCUCGAUGAGCAAUUGAACGGAUAACUUUUCCUCCUCCGCGGCGACUACCCGAUCUCUGGUUUUCCUUUUUUCCUUUUAGAGGCCGGUUUUGCCAUCUCAGCGCAACCAUUGGUUUGAGAAGGGUUUUGGGUGGAAAGAAAGUGGCUGGUCGGCGGCGUUCACGGGGCGGCUUAUCUGGUUUAUUUGUUCCAUCCAGCGGGUUUGAAAGCGUCACCCUUGCUAUCUUCACGU
Messenger RNA from Durotheca rogersii, 1608 nucleotides. RefSeq names its product mitochondrial carrier domain-containing protein. NCBI's taxonomy places the organism in Eukaryota, Fungi, Ascomycota, Sordariomycetes, Xylariales, Xylariaceae. Gene Ontology annotation, biological process: transmembrane transport. The record is from RefSeq and is a predicted model, not a curated record. The transcript has 2 exons. Bases 391 to 1374 code for a protein of 327 amino acids. Gene Ontology annotation, molecular function: oxoglutarate:malate antiporter activity.